Messenger RNA from Cercospora beticola, 1342 nucleotides. RefSeq lists its product as uncharacterized. NCBI's taxonomy places the organism in Eukaryota, Fungi, Ascomycota, Dothideomycetes, Mycosphaerellales, Mycosphaerellaceae. The record is from RefSeq and is a predicted model, not a curated record.
CCUCGCACCAUCCAUACAUUUCCACCCACGGGCACCAUCAUAACGAGCGGAGUAUUCACAACCCGUAGUCUAAUAUCAGGAUGCCGAGAGCAAAGAGGCCACUUGCUGAAUCUGACCCCAACGUACAAGGAUCAACCGAACAGGCAGCUGAGAAUAACAAGCCCAAAAGACAACGCGUGAGUGCGAAGUCGCAAUUCGAACAAUCCUCCUUCACUGGCAACUACGAAUACGUAUGCAUCAGCAAGCCUCCAUACGCAUCCGAAAAAGAUGACGACGAUGACGAGGAUGAAGACGAAGACGGAGACGAAGAAAGCAACUCCAUCUGGGGCAAGCCGGCUUCUGAGCACCCAGAAUGGAAGUGGAUUAUGCUCAAGGAAAGUCUUGAUAUGCUCGGUGCUACCUACCAGGCCACCGACCAUCGUGACCCAGACAGCUUCGACAUGUAUGUAUACAACGACUUUCUCGGAUAUGGCAUUAUCGAGAUCAUUGAGAAUAUGGUUCAAGCAUUCAACAAGGAGCUCAAGCCUCAGAAGGGAAAGAAGUACAAUUAUCAGCAGAUGUGGGCUGUCGUUGCCACCUUGGCUCACUAUCUGAAUCGAGACCUCAGCAUGCCCUGGAUGAUGGUGGAUGAUGGCGAUAGAUGCGCGCGACUGAACUCGUUGAUCGGCUGCAUGAUCUUGACCAUGCUCAAUGAGCUCGAUCGCAUUGGACAGCUUACUUCAGACUCCAAGUUUCGAGACCUCGGCCAUGUCAUGGCGCUCUACCUUCUCUGGUCGACAUCAGCCAAUGAGACCACUAUCGAGUUCUCGGAACUCUCCGACGUAGACGAUGCUGGUGAAGAGCCAGAAGAUGUCGACUGGCAGGAAGCACUGGUCGCCUAUGCGGAGAAGAUCAACAUCAACUUGGCUGAGCAGGGCGUUUCCGGCAUUCAGGGCGUAUUGGAUGGUAUCAAUGCAGCACCUCUGGACGGCAAGGUAAAAGCCGAACGAUGGAAGUGGACACCACUGCUUCGGGAGUAUCGCACGAUGCACGGCUACCGUAAAACUAUUCUUGCUGGUUCUGCUCCCCUUAUUGGCGGCGAGGAGUUCAACAUCAUGAAGAUGAGCCGCCAAGAGCGGGCUGACUAUGCCUUCGAUAAGGUGGACCCUCUUGCGCAAUUCACAGAUGAGGAGAUCGCGUCGGGCAAGCUUACGCUGCAAUGAAUGCUCCAUCACCUGGUCGUUCGGCUGAUCAAUUAUCAUUCGAACAUGUCGGCCUCUGAUGUCGUCGAGCUCCCCACACAAGCAGUGUCUCAGCAUUUGACUACUGUAUGAAGGCCCGCAAACAGAACAUCUCCAUAUCA